UCUGCCUCCCGAGUGCUGGGCAACCUGUGGCAAUUCUAAGACCACUUCACACUGUUUCUACCAACUCAAGCACAGAAUAGACUCUUCCUGGACCCAAAAUCAGGCUUGGUGAAACUUGGGGGUAAAGGCAGGGUACAUGCACAGGCCAGGGACCUCCCUUACACCUCUGCACCCCAAAUAGGCCCAGAUAUUUGUCCCUGACAUGACCCCAUCUCCCACACUAGUAGAGACCCUGUUAGCAGGCUGUUGCCAGGGAGAGGCUGGGUUUGCUCAUCGUUUAUUGGUCAGCGAAAUCCCUUAGAAUAGUUCUUGUUACUAUAGGAGAGAAUGAGUGCCUAUUGGCCAGGACACCUCACAGUGUCACAGCAGCGCUCAGGGUUCUUGCUAUUGGUUCGCAGCCAGACUCGGAGACCCUAUGACCUGGAACCCAGUUUUGCUGCUAGGCGCCAGGAAGCAACGCUCCCUACUGGUGCGGCUCCGCGUCGGCUGUGCGGGACCAAGUGCUAGGCGGAAGCUUUUGAGGGCGCGCCUGGACCCACGACCCGGACCUCGAGCAACACCUAGCAGCUCGAAGGCUCCUGGGCUCGAGGACAAAGGCUUGGGGAAGACGACACAGUGCUCCCUGGGCCUCCCCUAGGAGUUCUGCUCCUCUAACCUGGACACGAAUCCUGAAGAGAAUUCAGACUGAGGUCUAAACCAAGCACUGGUGUCAAGUGAACCCCAGAGCCGCGAUGUUCUACUACCCCAACGUUCUUCAGCGCCACACUGGCUGCUUCGCCACUAUCUGGCUGGCAGCUACUCGGGGCAGCCGGCUGGUGAAGCGCGAAUACCUGAAGGUGAACGUAGUGAAGACCUGCGAGGAAAUCCUCAAUUACAUGCUGGUACGAGUGGAGCCCCCGAUGCCCGGGCUACCCAGGCCCCGCUUUUCCCUCUACCUCUUGGCCCAGCUUCAGAUUGGUGUGAUAAGGGUCUACUCUCAACAAUGCCAGUACCUUGUGGAGGACAUCCAGCAUAUCCUAGAGCGGCUGCACCGUGCCCAACUGCAGAUACGCAUCGAUAUGGAGGAGGUUGAACCACCUAACCAGCUUCUCCUGAACUACAUGACCAUGAUGGAGACCCUGGAAGAUGCUCCAGACCCCUUUUUCGGGAUGAUGUCUGUGGAUCCUAGACUUCCCAGCCCCUUGGAGAUCCCUCAGAUUCGACAUCUUUUAGAGGCUGCAACCCCAGAGAAAAUUCCUGAGAGGCCCCCUGAAGUCAUCACAGAGCCGAGGAAACCAGCCAUCAUCCAGAUUCCUGAAGCCAUCACUCUCCAGGAGGUGGAGCCUAUUCGCAUGCUGCAGAUUGUCGGGGAACGGGACCUCCCAGAGGUCAGCCGCAGAGAGUUGGACCUGCUGAUUGCAGAGGAAGAUGAAGCCGUCUUGUUAGAGGAAUAUCGGAAACGCAGGGCUCUCCAGCUGAGAGCCCCAGCACUGGAUGAAUCCAAGGAAGAAUCCCGGGCCUUGGAGGGUGAAGCUGUAGUCCCCUCGCUCUCGCCUCCAGCUCCUGUACAGGUAGAAAGGGCAAGAGAAGCACUUCCAGGGCAGGUCAUCAGUCCUGAGGUACAGAUGCUGCCAGGCUGGGAGCCUGGGGCCCUACUCACUGAGGUGACGCCUCCUCCGGAGCUGCGGCUGCCUGUCCCACCUAGCCCAGAGAAGCUCCCACCUCCUGAGGGCCCACCUGUUCGCAGGCCGCGCCGGCGCCAGUUACUAUUCUGGGACAGAGAGACUCAGAUCUCCCGGGAGAAAUUUGAGGAACAACUGCAGACCAGAGCCCACUGCUUGGAAUAUCCAGUGGUCCAGCUUCCCAAGAGGAUGAUCAAGAGCCCAGUGGAGCUCUUCAGAACCCCAACUCUCCCUGGCUGGCUACACCCAGAAUUACUGGCUUUUUGGACCCACUGUGCCCAGUUACCCCCAAGAAUGCUCAGGGAAAGACCACGCCUAGAGAGGGAAGAGGCAGCGGAAAGGGAAGCAGAAGAGGAGGAAAAGAAGAUUGAAGUUCCGAGUGAGAUUGAGGUCCUGAGGGAGGCCCAGGAGCCCAGCGGUCCCCUCAUGCUGUCUGCAGAACUCUCUCUAGAAGCAGCUGAAGAGGAGAAGUCCCGCAUCAGCCUUAUCCCCCCAGAAGAACGGUGGGCCUGGACUGAGGCAGAGCUGCCGGAGCCCCUUGCAUUGCCUGCAGUGCCUGAACUGCCCGAAGUGCCUGUGGAGAUGCCCCCAGAGCCUGAGCUGCUUUCUUUGGAGGCUGUGCACAGGGCAGUAGCACUGGAGCUGCAGGCCAACAGGAAGCCCGACUUCAGCAGCCUGGUGUCACCACUCAGUCCCCGAAAGUUGGCUGCCCGGGUCUUCUACCUGCUCCUGGUGCUCUGCGCACAGAAGAUCCUUCUUGUAGAACAAGAGAAGCCAUACGGGCGCCUCCUGAUUCAGCCAGGGCCCAGAUUCCACGGAGGGUUUACAAGCCAGCUUCAUUAAACCAUGU
Molecule: messenger RNA, 2511 nt
Organism: Nannospalax galili (Upper Galilee mountains blind mole rat)
Lineage: Eukaryota; Metazoa; Chordata; Mammalia; Rodentia; Spalacidae
Gene: Rec8
Product: REC8 meiotic recombination protein
Exons: 20
Coding region: 732-2504 (590 amino acids)
Biological process (GO): mitotic sister chromatid cohesion; replication-born double-strand break repair via sister chromatid exchange; synaptonemal complex assembly
Cellular component (GO): cohesin complex; synaptonemal complex
Molecular function (GO): chromatin binding; protein binding
Source: RefSeq, a predicted model, not a curated record